AUGACGGACCACGAACUAUCAAUCUCCUCCUUCCGAGAUCUCUCGCCCCUCUAUACAGCCUACACCAUGGAAGACGAUGAAGAUGGCAAUCCAAUCUACAUGUACUCCUCCUUCGGCUUCUUCACUACAGAAUACGCUGCAUAUUUCGGGAAAUCAUCAUCGAAGCCAUCGACUCUAACUAUAGAAGAGCUAAAGGCAUGUCUUAAACCUCUACCAGACGACGAUGUCUAUCCAGAAUUACCAAUGUCCGGGAUCACCAUAUUCUCGGGACUUGUAGAUGAUCCCAAGCUCUUUCUGAAAGCACCGAAAGUACAUGAAGAUUUCAUCGGUACUGGUCUACUACCUAAGCUUAUGCUACAGGAAGCGGAGACAUUAGAGCUGCUAUUACGAACGCCCCAUCCGAAUAUCGCACGGUAUCACGGGUGCCUUGCGAAGCGUGGAAGAAUUGUCAGACUAGUCUUCGAUCGCUACGACAUGACACUCAAACAACGACUCGACAGGGAAGAAAUAUCUCGCCAUCUAAACAUUGACAACCUCAUGAAACAAAUCGAAUCUGCGCUCCACCAUCUCCAUAUCCUGGGCCUAGCGCAUAACGAUCUCAACCCCAUGAACAUAAUGAUCAACGACAGCAACGAGACGCUAUAUCUCAUUGAUUUUGGCUCUUGUCGUCCAUUUGGUGCCUCGCUGAUUACGGGAGGUACACCGGGAUGGUUUGAUGAGGAUUACUCCAUCUCAGCCAAGGAGAACGAUGAGAUUGCUCUUGAGAAGCUUAGGAGCUGGCUGUAUACAAUGAAGGAGCAGCAAAGUCUGGAAUAG
Ramularia collo-cygni is the source of this 816-nucleotide messenger RNA. RefSeq lists its product as uncharacterized. Lineage: Eukaryota; Fungi; Ascomycota; Dothideomycetes; Mycosphaerellales; Mycosphaerellaceae. Gene Ontology annotation, biological process: IRE1-mediated unfolded protein response; intrinsic apoptotic signaling pathway in response to endoplasmic reticulum stress; protein phosphorylation. Gene Ontology annotation, cellular component: IRE1-TRAF2-ASK1 complex. The record is from RefSeq and is a predicted model, not a curated record. Gene Ontology annotation, molecular function: ATP binding; protein serine/threonine kinase activity; RNA endonuclease activity. The transcript has a single exon. The coding region runs from base 1 to 816 and encodes 271 amino acids.